AUGCCUGACCAUUGUUGUGUACCUAAUUCAAAUUAUGCUGGAACUGAAAAUUACGUGAGUGUGUACAAAUUUCCAAUGGAUGAAGCAAACAAGCAGCUUUGGGGCUGUAAGAUUCCUCGUGCGAAUUUCACACCAUCUAAACGAAGUGUUGUUUGUGAAAAACAUUUUCGCGAAGAUAUGAUUGUACGUGAGGAUGUAUACACGGAUAAAAAUGGAGUGAUUUCAAGAAUUCCAAGAAAACGGCCAAUGCUAAAAGAUGGUGCAUAUCCAUGCAUAUUUAACGGCUGUCUAAUGUAUAUGACCGAAAAGCCGCCAGCAGUCAGGAGAAGUAGAAUGGAAAAAGAGGAAUAUUCACACGUUUCACAGAAAAUGACAAAAUUAAUGGAUUUGAUAAAUUGCUAA
Molecule: messenger RNA, 402 nt
Organism: Stegodyphus dumicola
Lineage: Eukaryota; Metazoa; Arthropoda; Arachnida; Araneae; Eresidae
Product: 52 kDa repressor of the inhibitor of the protein kinase-like
Source: RefSeq, a predicted model, not a curated record